CUUCCCUCGUCUGUUUCCUCCCUCUCCUGCCAGACUGCACCCUGAAACAGGAAUAGAAGGAUGCAGAGAGCCCCGCAUCUGCUGGAGAGGAGUAGAGUGAUCCAGACACCCCGAGGACCGUUUUGGAGGAUGGCUGCAGGCCGGAUCGGCGACUUGAGAUAGCCUUGAUCCUGAACUCCAGAAGUGGACCUCGGUCUCGCAGUUGCACGUGUCUUCCUUCAAAAUGGCUGCCAGGCUGGAAUGGUGCAUGACAUCAGAGGCUUCUGACCUUCCUGAUUGGAAAGACUGGACUCCGUGGUUCUUGGCAACGGAGGUGGACAAGAGCAUCUUCGCAGAGCAUGUCCAUACUCCUAGCUUGGCCCCAGCUUAGAGAAGGGAUAACAGGGCUUGGGUUCACCCAGAAGCCAGAAGGGGAGUUUGAGAAGAGGAGGGUCUGAGUCUCCUGGGAGGGCGCAAAGAGCUUGGGAGAAAUCAUGGCCAGUUGUCAACCGUCCGCCCAGUCUGAGGGCCAGAGCCCCCAGCCUAGCACAUCAGGGUACCCCCCGGAGGCCGUGGUAGAUGAAGAAAGCCCAGGACCAUCAGCCCCCUUUGUAGACCCCUGCCCCUUGCCUCAGUCCCGCGGAAGGAAGAGAGACAUCGAAUCCGACGAGGAGACAGCCCCUGAGGCCAACGACAUCUGGGUGGUGGAGACACUGAGGGGACUCAAGAUGAAGCUGAAGAGACAGCGGGUAUCUUCAGUGCUCCCUGAGCACCACGAGGCGUUCAACAGGCUGCUCGAGGAUCCUGUCAUCAAAAGAUUUCUGGCCUGGGACAAAGAUCUGAGAGUAUCCGACAAGUAUCUCUUGUCCAUGGUCAUCGCCUAUUUUAGCCGCGCUGGUCUCUUCUCCUGGCAGUACCAGCGAAUUCAUUUCUUCGUGGCACUCUACCUGGCCAAUGAUAUGGAAGAGGAUAACCAGGCCCCCAAACAAGCCAUCUUUUCAUUCCUUUAUGGGAAGAACCGUUCCCAGCGUCCCUUGUUCCACAAACUGCGAUUGCAAUUCAUCCGAUCCAUGGGCUGGAAGACCAGGGUGUCCAGGGAAGAGUGCGAGGAGAUCCAGGCUUUCGAUCCAGAUCUGUGGGUGUGGGGGCGAGAUCGCACCCUCAUACCCUAGAGGGACCACGGAGGCCCGAGGUCAUCGGCCUGAGGGGAGGUAUGUCACGGGUCCAGGCACCAUGACUUAUUGUGUAUUGAGGAAAUCUGAGGAAUCCAAUUGCUAGACCACGCUCCUCUCCCCUGCCCCACACAUGAGCCUUCCCACACACUGUAAAGUCGAGCAGCCACGCAGCCAGACGCGGACUCAGGUCCCAGCCACAUGCUCACAACCACACACAGGCAUGACCUCAGGGAGAUGUGUGGGGGCCAGACUAGGGAAAACCGGUCUGUCACAGAGGCAUGGCUGAAAGAAUGCCAUUCACGGCAAUGGGGCCCCAAGGAUAGCUUUCAUGAAAUGUUGAUUUUCUGUGGAAAGUGAGGAAGUUUUCAAUUGAUUCCAUAAAUUGUGUAUUCACUUUCUUUCUUUCUUUUUUAAGAUUUUAUUAUCCAGGGCAGCCGCGGUGGCACAGCGGGCCAGCCGCGGUGGCGCAGCGCUUUAGUGUCGCCUGCAUCCCGGGGUGUGCUCCUGAAGACCCGGGAUCGAGUCCCGCGUCGGGCUCCCUGCGUGGAGCCUGCUUCUCCCUCUGCCUGGGUCUCUGCCUCUCUCUCUCUGUGCCUCUCAUGAAUAAAUAAGUAAAAAUCUUAGAGAAACAAUUUAUCUAUUCAUGAGAGACACAGACACACACACACACACAGAGAGAGAGACAGAGAGAGAGAGACAGAGAGAGAGAGAGAGAGAGAGAGAGAGAGGCAGAGACACAGGCACAGGGAGAAGCAGGCUCCACGCACGGAGCCUGAUGUGGGACUCGACCCCGGGACUCCAGGGUCAUGCCCUGGGCCGAAGGCAGGCGCCAAACCGCUGAGCCACCCGGGGAUCCCCAGACUUUCUAAUUCAUUUUUGGCCUUUCAUCCCUCACAGGUAUCAACCACAGGGACUUGUUUACAACAACGUAUACGUCUAACAGUAGGAUAUUUGAUGGAAGAGUCUACCUAUCUAGUGAUACAAGAGAAAUUAUGUCUAGUUAUGCUUUCAUCCAAAUUUCCUUUCAAGCACAUUGCUUAUGGCCAGAUUGCCUGUGCAUCUUUCAUGUCCCCUGCCUGCUUCCGGACCAGUGUCCCAUUUUGUUCAAUUAUACCUUUCCCCUCAGGUUUUUGGUCAAGGACGUUUGUCAGAACAAGUGAAGCUUAAGAAAUAACAGUUUCAGCAUGGCUUAUUGUGAUCGACACAUAAACUUAUAGAUUUGGGUAGAGGAUUAAGUGAAGAUUGGGUUCAACUCAUGUGAACUAUAGCUCUGUUAGUCCAUUUAGGCUCCUACAUCAGAGGACUACAGAGUGGAUGGAUGGCUUAAGAACAACAGACAUUUAUUUCUCACAGACUUGGAGGGGACAAGUCUGAGAUCGGAGUGUCAGAACCUUUACUGGGUUGGUCAGAACCUUUACUGGGUUGCAGACUGCCACCUUCUGGCUGUGUCCUCACAUGGUGGAAGGGGAGAGCUAGGUCACUGGGGUCUCUUUUAUCAGAGCACCAAUCCCAUUCAAGAGGGCCCCACCCAUGCCCUAAUCAUCCCAGUGGCCCCAUCUAGCACCAUCACCUUGUGGGUUAGGAUCUCAAUGUAUGAAUUUGGGGUGUGCGUGUGGGAUACAAACAUUCAGACCACAUAGCACUCACCAACUUUAGGACUAGGUGUUAUGGUUAAACAUCCGGAUCUAGGGUUAGAAUGGGGGAUUAGGCAUCUGGACUCAUGGUUCAUGAUGUUGAUGUGUGAGUGAUGUUUGCGGUAUGGUGAUUAGUUCAGACUCUAAGUAGCACAAAAGGACCAAGGCGAGUGUCCAGUCUAAAGCAACAUUCUCUCAAGGUUGUUUGUUUUGGUCCCUGAACAGAAUCACCUAGAGCGAGCCCUGGCUAUAAAGUAGAUGACUGGGCCUGUUCUUAGGUACAUGAAGAAGUUUUUGGAGCCAGGAUCACCAAAGUCCAAAAGUCAAGCUUGGAAAUGAACUGGGGUUUAGAACGAAUGAUGAGGGAUAAAGUGGAUUUAUAAAUUCGUCUCAACUCUGAUUACAAUGGACUGAGAAGGUGAAUAAUCUCUGUAUCUGGAGAGGUGCCUCCUUGCAAUCUGAUGUCCUUCCCCUCUUUCUCAAUUGCAGAUCCCUGAGCCCCGGGGAGACGCAGGUUUUUCAGUCGGAAGUCAGGAACACAGGAGUCUCUUUCACAGAUAAUCUAGAAGAACCCAGGACCUUCCAGAACGAGCUCAGUGGAGUCAUCAUGUUGUACUCCUAGGAGCUGGGAGUCCAUGGAUUGGAGUCCACGGAGAGACAAUAAGAAACCAGGGUUUUUUUUCACGUCCAUCCCCUCCUGGGAUACCAUCAAAUAUUGCACAUUACUUAAUUUGAAUCUCUGCUGAGGUAGAGGUCGGAGGUCCCAUUUUUCAUGCACUGGGACACAGGGGAGGAGGAAAUUACCUCAAAAAUAUAAAAUUAGAACCCGAAGGAUUGUGACAGCCAAACAUAUGUCAUGAAUUUCAUUUGUUCAUUUUGAAAAUGUUGCCCUUAGAUUAUAUUUGUUUCUCUAGUUUUUAUUUAUGUAUUUAUUUUAAAUAGUUCUGAAAUAGUCAUAGUUUCCAAGACAUGCUAUUCCAACGUAGUUUUGUGAUGAGAUUUCAGCUGCUGCAUAACUAUAACUUUGUUUACAUAUUCAGGAUAGGUUUUGUUUUUAUUAUACUUAUAUAAUACAUCAGUUAUACUUAUAACCAGACGGGUUAGUUCCCUCAUGUUCUUGUAACUGUAAAUAUUUAUUUGAUAGUCUUCGUUAUUAAACUGUGAGAACCAGGUGUCAUUUUUUAACUUGCCUUGAUGACAUGUUGGUAUGUUACUUUAGGUUAUUAAAGAGGACACUGCAAGGUGUCUCCUGGGGAAACAUAAUAAAGAGAUGUCUUCUUACCUUCAUGAUGUUUGUGGUCAUCACCAUCAGUCUCAUCUGUUCACUGUUCAAUGAUACUGUCGCUUAAUGGGGAUGUGAUUAUUUAGCCACGUUUUUCUUUGUCUUUUCUUUUCCUUUAAUAUUUACAACUGUGUGCCAAGAAUUUAUCUUAGAUUAAGGUGGAUAGUGCUGAUUUCCCUUCAAGAGGACAUGGCCUCCAUAUUCUUCUUCUUUUACAAAACAAACACUUCAAUAUACUAACAUAUGAUGGAUUAUUGGUUACAAAGGUAGAGGUCAGUGAUUUAUCAGCCUCAUGUAACACCCAGUCCCUCCUUAAUGUCCCUCCUGAAUGUCCGUCACACAGUCAUCCUAUUCCCCCACUCCCCUCUCCUCCAGCGACCCUCCAUUUGUUGCCUAUGAUUAAGAGUCACUUAUGGUUUGUGUCUCUCUCUGAUAUCGUCUUGUUGUAUUUUUUCCUCUCUUCCCCUAUGCUCCUCUUCUUUGUUUCCUAAAUUCCAUGUAUAAGUGAAAUCAUAAGAUAAUUGUCUUUCGAUGACUUAUUUCGCUUAGCGGAAUAGCCUCUAGUUCCAUUCAUGUUGCUGGAAAUGGCAAGACUUCACGUUCUGAUGGAUGAGUAAUAUUCCAUUAUACACACACACACACACACACACACACACACACACACACACUACGUCCUGUUUAUCCAUUCAUCUGUUGAUAGACAUCUGGGCUCUUUCCAUAGUUUGGCUCCUGUGGACAUUGCUGCUAUGAACAUUGGGGUGCAGAUGCCCCUCUGGAUCACUACACUUGUGUCUUUGGAGUAAAUACCCAGUAGUGCAAAUGCCGGGUCAUACGGUAGGUCUAUUUGGAACUUUUUGAGGAACCUCCAGAGUAGCUACACUAGCUUACAUUACCACCAACAGUGUACAAGGGUCCCCCUUUCUCCACAUCCUUGCCAACGUCUAUCAUUUCCUGACUUGUCAAUUUUAGCCACUCUGACUUGUGUGAGGUGGUAUCUCACUGUGGUUUUGAUUUCUGUUUCCCUGAUGCCGAAGCAUGUGGAGCGUAGUCUCAUGUGUCUGUCGGCCAUUUGCAUGUCCUCUCUGGCGGAAUGUCUCUUCAUGUCUUCUGCCCAUUUGAUUUUUAAAAAUAUUUUAUUUAUUUAUUUAUUCAUGAGGGACACAGAGAGAGAGGGAGAGACAUAGGCAGAGGGAGAAGCAGGCUCCUCGCAGGGAGCCUGAUGUGGGACUUAAUCCCAGGACUCUGGAAUCAUGACCUGAACCAAAGGCAGGUGCUCUAUUGCUGAGCACCUUUUGUUUCUUCUCCCCAUUACUUGUUGGAUUAUUUGUUCUUUGGGUAUUGAGGUUGAUAAGUUCUUUAUAGAUCUUGGAUACUAGCCCUUUAUCUCAUACGUCAUUUGCAAAUAUCUUCUCCCAUCGUGUUGGGUAUCUUUUGGUUUCCCCGACAGCUUCCUUUGCUGGGCCAAAGCUUUCAAUAUUCAUGGAGUCCCAAUAGUUCAUUUUUGCCGUCGUUUCCCUUGCCUUUGGAGACGUGUGUCGUAAGACGUUGCUGCAGCAGACGUCACAGAGUUUGCUGCCUGUGUUCUCCUCUAGCAUUUUGAUCGACACCUGUCUCAGUUAGGUCUUUCAUCCAUUUUGAGUCUAUUUUUGUGUAUGGUGUGAGGAAAUGGUCCACUUUCAUUCUUCUGCAUGUGGCUGUCCGAUUUUCACAACACCGUUUGUUAAAGAGACUGUCUUUUUUCCACAGGAUAUUUUUCCUGCUUUGUCGAAGAUUAGUUGAAGGUCCAUUUCUACAUUCUCUAUUCUGUUCCAUUGAUCUACGUGUCUGUUUUUGUGCCAGUACUAUGCCGUCAUUUGAAUAUUGCUUUGUAAUAGAGCUUGAAGUCUGAAAUCGUGAUGCCGCCAGUCUUUCGUUUUGUUUGUCUGUUUGACAAUCCUUUGGCGGCUACUCAGGGUCUUUUCUGGUUCCAUACAAAUUUUAGGAUGAUUUGUUCCAACUCUGUGAAAUAAGUUGAUGAUAUUUUGACAGGGAUUGCACUGAAUGUAUAGACCGCCCUAGGUAGCACAGAUGUCUUAACAACAUCUGUUCUUACAAUCCAUGAGCAUAGAACGUUUUUCCAUUUCUUUGUAUCUUCCUCAAUUUCUCUCAUGAGUGUUCUACAGUUUUCUGAGUACAGAUCCUUUGCCUCUUUGGUUAGGUUUAUUCCUAGGUAUCUAAUGGUUUGGGGUGCAAUUGGAAACGGGAGAGACUCCUUAAUUUCUCUUUCUUCUGUCUCAUUGUUAGUGUAUAGAAAUGCAGCUGGUUUUUGUGCAUGGAUUUUUAUUUCCUGCCACUUUGCUGAAUUCCUAUACAAGUUCUAGCAAUUUUGGGGUAGAAUCUUUGGGGCUUUCCAUGUAGAGUACCAUGGCAUCUGCAAAAAGUGCGUUUGACUUCUUCUUUGCGGAUUCUGAUGCUUUUUAUUGCUUUUUCUUCUCUGCGGAGGCCCAGUCUUCUCGUACUGUGUUGAACAGCAGUGAUGAGGGUGGACAUACCUUCUGUGUUCCUGACCUUAGGGGAAGAGCUCUCAGGUUUUCCCCAUUGAGAUGAUAUUUGCUGUGAGUCUUCCGUAGAUGUCAGCCACAUUUCUUAACUUUCAAAACUAACUCUCAGUUAUUGUUCAUGUAGAAAAAACUGAAGACAAGGGGGAUCUUCAGCUGGUGUCUUCUUUUCUUUAAAGAUUUAUUUAUUUCGGUGAGAGAGACGGCAAACACAAGCAGGGGGAGGAGCGGAGGGGGAAGGAAAAACAGACUCCCCACUGAGCAGGGAGCCUGACCUGGGGCUCCAUCUCAGGGCCCCAGGAUCAUGACCUCCGCUGAAGGCAGGUGCUUAGCCAAAUGAGCCACCCAGGCACCCCCUCAGCUAAUGUCUUUAAGUAGGAAACGAGAAGAUAUUGAGGGAGAAAAUGGGGGAGAAAAGGAAGAUAGCGCUAUGGGGACCUAGACAGUAAUCUGAAAUUUACAAGGAAGGCAAAAUGACUCAGCAAGAUUACGCAUUCCAGGAGAUGCUCCAAGGCAAGCAGAUCCAGGAGUGCAGGGAACACAAGCAUUGUGUGUUCAAUAUUCAAUCACAGAAGGCGUCCCUUUCACAACCCCCAAUUCCAGUUUUUUUUUGUGGUAGAAGAAAAAUAAGAGCGUGUGAUGAAAUGGUAACAGCUGCAUAGAAAAGACGGCUUUGGAGAACUUUCUGAGAAGCACAAUAAGGUAAGAGGAGCUAAAGCUGUCAAAUAAGAUAAGCAUGGAGAAGAAAGAGCUAAUGACAUGAAUCCUGAAUUUUGGAGAAAACCAUCUUGGGCAACGGCAGCAGCAGAGAACACUUCAGUGUCCUCAGGAUGCAUCAUGCUCCUGGCACAUACAUGUGUAUCACCAGUCAGGAAGCUCACCCAAGUGUGGUGACCGGAAUUUUUGCUGAAGUUUCAUUAUGGGAGUGUGAUUAAUUCAAUCAUUGGCCAUACACUGAACUCAAUCUCAGGCUCCCUUCCUUCCGCUAGAGAUUGGGCUGAUAUCAAGUGGUUCAAAAGCCCCAACCCUGUUGGUGUUCCUGACAUAGCUGGCCCCUAUCCUUAGCAUCAACUCAGGUUUGGUCCAAGAGGCCUAGCAGGAUAACAAACACUCCCAUCACUUAGGCAAUCCCAAAGAUUUAGAAGCUCUCUUCCAGGAUCCAGGCAGAAGACCCAGACAAAUUCUUUCCACAACACAUUGGCUAUGGUCAGGAGUCUGUCAGAACUCAGGUGGUCAGGGAAGAUACAGAUUUGAGGACAGAUCAAUCACAGGAGAUACCGGAGAAGUUAAACGGAUAAGGAUUGAAGUAAUGGGGUGCUCACAGGGAUUUGGAAUAGCCCAGGUGAUGCGAGAAAUUUAGGAUAUCAAUAUAGCUCUCUAUAUAGGAGCACCUAAUGACAGUGAGCAACUGAGGAAAGAGAAGCCAAAGGAAAAACUGUGUUUGUGGGUGCGUGUGCGCGCGUGUGCUGCGGUGGGGUUGCAACUCUAGUAAAUGACAUGAGCUGAUAAGCAUGGAGCGCUUUCAGAAAGUGAAACCACCAAGGUCAAAAGGGCAAGGGACAUUAAAAUCUAAUUAGAGCAGCUCUAGAAGAGGGACAACAUUAAGAAGUGGGACACACAGUUGAUGGACUCAGGGUAGCAGAGAGACUAGGUUGUGCAGACAUGGAGACCAAGAGGAAAAACAGUCUGACAGCUUGGAAACAGACAUAACUUAUGAGACAUCUAGGAUUUAAAAUGGAUAUUUAGGAAGCUCUAGGCCUCUGUAGGAUGGCAGGUGAAGGCAGGUUAGGAAACAGCUCAAAUGACCUCAACGAAAUGAUGCAAGAAACAAGAUGAUGGUUCCAAACAAUAAAGAAAUAGCAAACAGGCAAGAAAACAGAUGCGGGAAGACAGUAGAGGAACAUGUCUGAAGGACAGGAGAAAAACCAGCAAAGCUGCCUGGAAACAAAACCAAGGCACAAACACACACACACACACACACACACACACA
This is a messenger RNA of Nyctereutes procyonoides (raccoon dog), 8597 nucleotides long. RefSeq names its product speedy protein E4-like. Gene Ontology annotation, biological process: positive regulation of cyclin-dependent protein serine/threonine kinase activity. NCBI's taxonomy places the organism in Eukaryota, Metazoa, Chordata, Mammalia, Carnivora, Canidae. Gene Ontology annotation, molecular function: protein kinase binding. Bases 474 to 1151 code for a protein of 225 amino acids. The transcript is spliced from 6 exons. The record is from RefSeq and is a predicted model, not a curated record.